GUUCUCAUUUAGAGGUCACUCCCACCAAUGAAGAACAUGUCAUAUUCAUAGAUGUCUAUCUUCUUGCAUCUAGAAUGAAAUUUAAAAGGUUUGAUUUGAUCACAGAUGCAAACCAUAAAAGAAGAACCACUCUUUCGAUGCCAUGCAACCUAAAUUUUAACAUUUUACAAUUUGUUUUGUUACUUUGCUUUGACAUGUUCUCUGAAUGUUUUCUUAUGUUGAUUAUCAAUUCCUAUACAUGUAGAUGGAUUCUGCUCAAGUCCUCCGUGUUGCAAUAGAUUUAGGAGAGGAUAUUUUAAAUUAUGCCAAUAUCCACAAUGGAAGCUCAGGGCAUAAUGAUAAUAUGUUUUCAACGUUUGGUUAUCCUGCAUCUGGUGAUGCUAUUAGCUAUAGUCAGAACCCUAUUCAAAGUCAAGUUGUUGUUCAAAGUGAACCCAAAACCACAAAGAAAGCUAAAAGAGCCAAGAAUUUCUCCAUUCAAGAAGACAACCUUCUUGUGUCUGCCUGGCUCAAUACUACCCUUGAUCCAGCAAUAGGAAAUUAUCAAAAAGGUGCUGCUUAUUGGAAAAGAAUUUGGGAGUAUUUCUAUGAGGAGAAGAACUUUGAACUGGAGUGUGAUCGUAAUCAGGGUUCACUCAUGCAUCGCUGGUCUGGAAUUCAACUAGAUGUGCACAAAUUUUGUGGCUAUUAUGCUGAAAUUGAAAGGACAAGAGCAAGAUUGUGGAAGCCAAACAAAAGUUUAGGAGGGAGCGAGGAUACAACUUUACAUAUAAGCAUUGUUGGCAUGUGUUGAAGUUCCACCCGAAAUGGAACUUGGAACUCUCUAGGAAAAAACCAAAGAAAACUCAUGCUACGGUUCCUGCUACUUCGUCUCCUAUCACUCCAUCUGCUAGCCCAGAUACAAUAGAUUUAGCUGAUGGCAAUGUUGAAGGCAAUGAGCCUCCAUGCUUGGAGAGGCCUAUAGGCAAAAAGGCUGCCAAGACCUUGGCAAGGAAGGCAAAAGCUAAAGAGAAAGUGGAAGCAGCCCAAUAUGAAUUAGGAGACUAUUAUGCUCUGAAAGUUGAACAUGCUCAUAAGGAGGAUGAGCAAUUUCAACUGAUGUAUGAUGCAGAAUAAGAGAACAUUAAGCUGAGGAAACAAGAACUUGAAAUUCAAGUUCGAAAAGAGGAUAAUGCAAUAAUGGCAAUUGAUACUUCUACAAUGGAACCAAUGCAGGCAGAAUAUUUUAGAGGACUUCAACAGGAAAUCAUAGCAAAAAGAGUUGCUAACGGAAACUAGUUUGGAGUCACCUGUGAAGUGCGAACUAGAUGUCAGUUCAUUUUUUUGUGCAAAUCUCUUUCUUUUCUCAUUUUUUGUUGCUUUGAAAGUUGUACAUUUUCAGCUACAUUGAGAGCUGAUGAUGUACUUCUAUCUUUAGUACUGUUCUCUUCAUAAGACUUGAAAGAAUUUCAAUAAUUUCUUUAUUCUCUUUAAGUUUUGAAAUAAUGACAGAUUCAUUCAAGAUUACUUAG
Rosa rugosa (rugosa rose) is the source of this 1511-nucleotide messenger RNA. RefSeq names its product glutathione S-transferase T3-like. The record is from RefSeq and is a predicted model, not a curated record. Lineage: Eukaryota; Viridiplantae; Streptophyta; Magnoliopsida; Rosales; Rosaceae. Bases 245 to 793 code for a protein of 182 amino acids. The transcript has 2 exons.